Molecule: messenger RNA, 2801 nt
Organism: Calypte anna (Anna's hummingbird)
Lineage: Eukaryota; Metazoa; Chordata; Aves; Apodiformes; Trochilidae
Gene: CSNK2A2
Product: casein kinase 2 alpha 2
Exons: 12
Coding region: 106-1158 (350 amino acids)
Biological process (GO): protein phosphorylation; regulation of chromosome separation
Cellular component (GO): protein kinase CK2 complex; cytosol; nucleus
Molecular function (GO): protein serine/threonine kinase activity; ATP binding
Source: RefSeq, a predicted model, not a curated record
UCGCCUCCCGCCGCCGCCCUCCUGCGCGCCGCGCCCCGCCUUGCCGGCCUCCCACAGCGGCCUCGAGCCCUCCUCCUCCUCCUGCAGCCGCCGCCCGGCGCCGCCAUGCCCGGCCCGGCCGCCGGCAGCCGGGCUCGGGUGUACGCCGACGUGAACAGCCUGAGGAGCCGCGAGUACUGGGACUACGAGGCGCACGUCCCGAGCUGGGGAAAUCAGGACGACUACCAGCUUGUUCGAAAGCUCGGGCGGGGGAAGUACAGUGAGGUCUUCGAGGCCAUCAACAUCACCAACAACGAGAGGGUCGUCGUGAAGAUCCUCAAGCCAGUGAAGAAAAAGAAGAUAAAACGUGAGGUUAAGAUUCUGGAGAAUCUACGUGGUGGCACCAACAUCAUUAAUCUGAUUGACACUGUCAAGGAUCCAGUGUCAAAGACCCCUGCUCUGGUGUUUGAGUACAUUAAUAACACAGAUUUUAAGCAACUGUACCAGAUCCUGACAGACUUUGAUAUUCGGUUUUAUAUGUAUGAGCUGCUGAAGGCCCUGGAUUACUGUCACAGCAUGGGGAUCAUGCACAGAGACGUCAAACCCCACAACGUCAUGAUAGACCACCAACAGAAAAAGCUGCGGCUCAUAGACUGGGGUCUGGCUGAAUUCUACCACCCAGCUCAGGAAUACAAUGUCCGUGUGGCCUCUAGGUACUUCAAAGGACCAGAGCUCCUUGUGGACUACCAGAUGUAUGACUACAGCUUAGACAUGUGGAGUUUAGGCUGUAUGCUGGCAAGCAUGAUCUUUCGAAAGGAGCCCUUCUUCCAUGGCCAAGACAAUUAUGACCAACUGGUUCGCAUCGCUAAGGUCCUGGGCACAGAUGAGCUGUAUGGGUAUCUCAAGAAAUACCACAUAGAACUGGACCCACACUUCAAUGAUAUCCUGGGCCAACAUUCUCGGAAGCGCUGGGAGAACUUCAUCCACAGUGAGAACAGACACCUGGUCAGUCCUGAAGUGCUCGACCUCCUGGAUAAGCUCCUGCGAUAUGACCAUCAACAGAGGCUGACUGCCAAGGAGGCAAUGGAGCACCCCUAUUUCUAUCCAGUGGUGAAGGAGCAGUCUCAGCCCAGCUCAGAAAAUGCUGUGCUUUCCAGUGGCCUGACGACAGCACGAUGAAGACUGGAAAACGACGGGUCUGAUGCUGUUGCUCCCAAUUUUCCAUAAGCAGAAUGAGAACCAAAUCAAACGUCCUGUCAGCACGGCGGGUAGACUGCGCAGCGUGGGUAGGGCCAAGAGUGGGGCAGCAUGCCAGGCUGGAUGGCACUCACCUCUUAAUGACAGCCCUUCCCUUCAAGUGUUAAAGGUUCCUCUGCCUUUGGUUCCUUGUUGAGCUCUUCCUGACCCAGAAAGCAUGGAAAUGUGAAGGGUGUGCAAAGCAGUUGCUGGUUAGUUGUUCCUUUAUCUGUUCUGGCUGAUCCCCCCAACCUCUGACAGACCAUGGUUAGCCAACUUGUGCUUUUCUCUGCCAAGCCACAGGAGUGACAAGGCGUGUAGUAUCAUGAUGGGCAGUUCUAUAUUAUAAUUAAAAUAAUUCUAUAUUGUUGAAUAAAAGUCUUAAAAGAAGCAUAUGAGAAGGAGUAUUCAGUGGGGAGAGAGUGAUAGGGCAGAAGCACCCACACCACGAUCCUGGAGGAUGCUGUUCCUGGCAAUAUGAGCUGUUCCUUGGGCCCUGAUAGGACAGGCUGGGCCAGAAGAGCCCAGGUGGGACUAGUAUAAAAUCACCACAGCCAGAGGCAAAGGAGCUACUUGCCACCUUUUGUGGUGUCCUUAAGCCUCUGUGCUCUUCUAGCAGUCCCUGCUGGGUGCUAAAGCCAGUACUUGCUUUCCUCAGCCCAUGGGGCUUGGGCAUGGCUCUGUCUCCGUACCCCAGGAGAUGCUGUCUCUUUCUUGGCUCUCCUCCUCCCCAACACCAUUGCUGCAAUGCCUUGAGCUUUUAGCUCCUGCCUGUUGGCCUCUGCAUGGCAGGAGUUCCCCUACAGACAUGGUGCUUCACUGGCAGCUCUUGAGAGAGCAUGUCUGCCAUGCUGCUGGUUGUCUCGGCUGUGCUUUGGUCAUGGAUGUUAACAGACCACUUAAAACUCUGGUCUAAAAACCUUCAUCUGGACUCUGUCCAAGUGCACAUGGUUAUUUCUCUUCCUUUGACCCAUCUGUCACUGCCCACAGGUUUUUCCAUAGUUUUCCCCUGUACUGAAGCUUCCCAGACUAAGGGUACCUGUGAGACAAAGCUCUUAACUGGGAAGAGCCCUGUGGCCAGGAGUUGGGGGAGCGCAAGCUGUUGUUCUUGCAGGCACAGAAUCAUGUGCUCCUGCUUUCACACAGCCCUGGGCAGUCGCCAUAGGGGAAAUGUGGGAGACAGUCUUUUCAUAAAGCCUAUGCGUGGGACAGAUGGAAAUUUGCCAACACCAUCAUCAUAUGUCACACCUGGAGAUGUGCCAGCACAGGACCAGAUGUAAACGUGUACACCAGGGAAGUUGAAGCCACCCAUGAGACAAGGUCCAUUUCCAAGGCACAGUGUAACAAUGGCUCUGUUGUAUCCUGGAUUGUGCUGAUCUCUGGUACCUUAAUUCAGCAGUACUUUUUUGGCUGGUGUAGACCUAGCCAGUGCUGAGAGCUUGUCUUGCAGGGAAGAACCCAUGCCAUGGUCCACGAGUUGCACAGCAGCAGUGCUUCAAACACAGCGAACUGAGAUCCAAGCAUGCUAGUAGUACAUCCAGGGUGCCACUAUUCAAUCCAUCUCUCUCCUGACACUGUUGGGUCAC